Messenger RNA from Rotaria sp. Silwood2, 249 nucleotides. The record is from the annotation of a GenBank genome assembly. NCBI's taxonomy places the organism in Eukaryota, Metazoa, Rotifera, Eurotatoria, Philodinida, Philodinidae.
AUGCUUGCAAGCCAAUGUUUAUAUUCGUUUGAUGUUGAUUGGUCUGUGACAACUGUUGUGUCAUUAAGACAAACAAGUAAAAUCUUAUCCGAGACGUUUCAACAGCUGAAAUCACCAAUUCCAAUUGAAUUACAACUUCGUUUAGAAGAAGAUAUGUAUUCUAUUAGGGCUGUAACAAUACCAAGAAUGGAUAAAUAUUUAUCUGUCUACUGUUAUCUACGUCAAAAUACUGUUCAUGGGUAUAAAUAG